Melopsittacus undulatus (budgerigar) is the source of this 2367-nucleotide messenger RNA. RefSeq names its product protocadherin alpha-6-like. The record is from RefSeq and is a predicted model, not a curated record. Gene Ontology annotation, molecular function: calcium ion binding. Gene Ontology annotation, biological process: homophilic cell-cell adhesion. Gene Ontology annotation, cellular component: plasma membrane. NCBI's taxonomy places the organism in Eukaryota, Metazoa, Chordata, Aves, Psittaciformes, Psittaculidae.
AUGGGUGUGUGUCGUGGUGCCUUGUUGCUGGUGCAGGUGCUGCAGUUGGCCUGGGCUCUGGUCGGCGGGCAGGUGCGGUACUCGGUGCCGGAGGAAGCCAAGGCCGGCACGGUGGUGGGCCGGCUGGCGCAGGACCUGGGCCUGGAGGCGGGCGAGCCGGAGGCGCGGCGGCUGCGGCUGGUGUCUCAGGGCCGGCGGGCGAGCGUGGAGGUGAGCGGGGCGAGCGGGGCGCUGGUGGUGAGCUCGCGGCUGGACCGGGAGGAGCUGUGCGGGAAGAGCGCGCCGUGCUCGCUGCGGCUGGAGGUGCUGGUGGAGCGGCCUCUGCGCGUCUUCCAUGUGGAGCUGGAGGUCACCGACAUCAACGACAACGCCCCGGUGUUCCCCGCCGCAAGGAAAAACCUCAGCAUCGCGGAAUUGUCUCUGCCGGGGUCUCGUUUCCCGUUGGAGGGCGCAUCGGAUGCAGAUGUCGGAGCCAACGCUCAGCUCUUCUAUAGCCUCAGCGCCAGUGAGCAUUUCGCUUUGGAUUUACAAAAAAACGAGGAGGAGGGUGAGUCGUUAUUCCUGGUGCUCAGGAAACCUCUGGACCGAGAGACGAUGCCGAUUCACCAUUUGAUGCUAUCUGCGAGCGACGGUGGCCGUCCGGCUCUGACGGGAACGAUGGAGCUGGUGAUUUCGGUGCUGGACGCCAACGACAACGCACCCCAGUUCAACCAGUCGGUGUAUAAAGUGCAGCUGCCGGAAAAUUCUGAACGCGGUGCUAUAGUGUACAGAGUAACAGCUACGGAUUUGGAUGAGGGGACGAACAGGAAUGUCUCGUACUCUCUGCAAAACUUGUUCCCUCAGGAUGGAAGGGACGUUUUCGGAAUCGACAGUAAUAGCGGAGAGAUCCGCCUCCAGGGAGACUUAGAUUUUGAGGAUAUUGGUGUCUAUCGCCUGCAAGUGGAUGCAGCAGAUCAGGGGAGCCCACCUCUGUCUGGACACUGCAAAGUUGUGGUGGAGGUGCUGGAUGUGAACGACAACGCGCCAGAGGUGUGGGUGACGUCACUGUCGGUGCCGGUGUCGGAGGACGCGGCGGUGGGGACGGUGGUGGCUCUACUGAGCGUGUCAGACCGAGACUCGGGGGAGAACGGGCGCGUGAGCUGCACGGUGUGGCCGUCGGCGCCUUUCGGUCUGGUGUCGACGUUCGCGGGCUCGUACUCGCUGGUGCUGCGGGAGGCGCUGGACCGGGAGCGGGUGUCUGAGUACGAGGUGGAGGUGCGGGCGGAGGACGGCGGGGCGCCGCCGCUGCGCGCCAGCCGCGCCCUGCGUGUGCCGGUGUCGGACGUGAACGACAACGCGCCGGCGUUCUCUCAGGCCGUGUACACGGUGCUGGUGCGGGAGAACAACGCGGCGGGCGCGGAGCUGGCGCGGCUGUGGGCGCGGGACCCGGACGAGGGGGGCAACGGGCGCGUGAGCUACUCGGUGGCGGAGAGCGGGGGCGGGUCGUCGGUGUCGGGCGGCGGGUGGCGUCCGGCGUCGAGCUACGUGUCGGUGGACGCGGAGAGCGGGCGUGUGUGGGCGCUGCAGCCGCUGGACUACGAGGAGCUGCAGGUGCUGCAGUUCGAGGUGCGUGCGGUGGACGCGGGGGAGCCGGCGCUGUGCGGCAACGCCACGGUGCAGCUCUUCGUGCUGGACGAGAACGACAACGCGCCGGUGCUGCUGCCGCCUGCCGGGGGCGGGCCGGGCUCCGGCGCCGCGGGCUCGGCGUCGUCGGGUGCGGACUCGGUGGAGCUGUGGGCGUGGGCGUCGUGGGGGUCUCCGGCGGGGCAGGUGGUGGCGAAGAUCCGCGCGGUGGACGCGGACUCGGGCUACAACGCGUGGCUGCGCUACGAGCUGUGGGAGCCGCGGGGCAAGGGCCCGUUCCGCGUGGGGCUUUACAGCGGCGAGGUGAGCACUGCGCGGACGCUGGAGGAGGCGGACGGCCCACGGCAGCGCCUGGUCAUCGUGGUGCGGGACCACGGCGAGCCUGCGCGCUCUGCCACGGCCACGCUCAGCGUGUCGCUGGUGGAGGGCACCGAGGCGGCGCUGGCGGCCGCGAGCUCAGGCUCGUCGGGGGCGGGGCUCCGGCCGCGGAGGGCGGUGCCUUGGCGGCGGUAUCGGCGACGACGACGAACGUGUGGCUGGUGGUGGCCAUCUGCGUGGUGUCGAGCUUGUUCCUGCUGGCAGUGGUGCUGUACGGGGCAGCACGGUGGUCUCCGCGGUCGACCGUUCUGUCGGGUCCCGGUCCGACCACGCUCGUGUGCGCUAGCGAAGUGGGGAGCUGGUCGUACUCGCAGCGCCAGAGCCGGAGCCUGUGUGUGACGGACGGUGGGGGCAAGAGCGACCUGA